This is a messenger RNA of Drosophila navojoa, 2063 nucleotides long. RefSeq names its product sodium-independent sulfate anion transporter. Gene Ontology annotation, cellular component: membrane. Lineage: Eukaryota; Metazoa; Arthropoda; Insecta; Diptera; Drosophilidae. The record is from RefSeq and is a predicted model, not a curated record. Gene Ontology annotation, biological process: transmembrane transport.
CAUCAGAGGCUUGAGCGUUGCUUUCAGCAUCAUUAUCAAAUCGCUACUCACUGGAAGCAGACCUUAUCGCAGCUUCUUCGUCACAUCAUGUAUCCGGAACUAGAAGUGGACCCUGAACUCACAGAGCGGGCAACUAAAGUGCGUUUGCUGUCCACCCAGAACGAUGCCAAAGUCCCGUCGGGCGCCAACAGUGCCGAGAAGGUGGCCAAGCGGGCGCCACAGCCCAAAUGGAAGCGCGCAUUAUUGCGACAUGUGCCCGUGUUUCAAUGGUUGCCCGGCUACAAUAUGGAAUGGGGCAUUGAUGAUUUGAUAACUGGCAUCACGCUGGGUCUAACUAUCAUACCAGAGAGCAUUGCCUGCGCCCUGCUCGCGGGUCUGCCUGCCCGCUACGGCCUGUGCUCGGCCUUCAUAGGUCCGCUUAUCUAUUUGAUCUUCGGCUCCAUCGACAAGGUCAUCAUUGGACCCACCAGCCUGGUCGCCCUGGUCAGUGUCCAGUUCACCGUGAACAGGCCCAUUGAAUUCGCGUUUCUGCUCACCUUCUUGAGUGGCGUCGUGCAGAUCAUUAUGGGCGCAUUACGUGUAGGUUUCAUCUUUGAGUUCAUAUCGAUGCCGGUGAUCAAAGCCUUCUCCUCGGCCACAGCAAUCCUGGUCAUUGAGUCGCAGAUCAAGGUCCUCCUGGGCAUCAAAUACUUAGUGCCCGGCCUCAUCAGCUCCGUGAGCACCCUCAGCUCACGCAUCGGCGAGGCGAAUAUGGCUGAUCUGAUCAUGGGCACGUGUGCCAUUGUAUUUCUGCUGUUGCUCGAGCUGUUGGAACGCGUCGCCCGCUGUGAGAAACGCAGCAAAGCCUUGCGCGUCUGCUGUCGCUAUUUGGCGACGUCGAGGAAUACGCUCAUCGUAUUCAUUGCCGGCAUUGUCUCCUACAUUUGGCUGGGCUACCGGGAGACGGUGCCCUAUUCCCUCAGCUCGAAUGCAAUCUCCAGCUUGCCCAACUUCACGGUGCCCAGCUUGAGCAUCGAAACGCCUGAGCGUAGCUUUAGCUUCUGGCAGAUCCUGCAGGAGCUCAAUGUGGGCAUCAUUGUCAUACCCAUUGUUGGCAUCCUGACAAACAUAUCCAUUGGCAAGCUGACACCCAAGGGUCUGGUCGAUACCAAUCACGAGCUGCUCACCGUUGGACUGUGCAACAUGUUUGGCUCCUGUGUGCAGGCGAUGCCCUCGUCGGGCGCCUUCACCCGCUAUGCCAUCAGCACAGCCUGUGGCCUCAAGACUCCCAUGGCCAACUUGUAUCUGGGCAUCAUUGUGCUGCUGGCGCUGAGCUACCUCAGUCCCUACUUCAACUAUAUACCGGAGGCGACGCUGGCGGCCAUUUUGAUUUGCUCGAUCUUUACGCUGCUGGACUUUAAGCUUCCGCUGCGGCUGUGGCGCGAGUCGAAACGGGACUUCGGCAUCUGGCUGCUGUGCUUCUGUGUGUGCGUGCUCUUUGGCGUGGAGGUGGGCCUGUUUGUCAGCAUCGUGGUGACGGCGCUGCACCUGCUCUUCCUGUGGGCACGGCCGGAAAUAUUGGUGAGAAUACAGGAAAUGGACGAUAUGCAGUACAUAUCGGUGGUGCCUGGCAAUGGCAUCUACUUCCCGGCCAUCAAUCAUCUGAGAGCUCUUGUGCUCAAGGCGUGCACACGGGCGGACUUCAAGAUCUCCGUGGUCAUCGAUGGGCACAAGAUAACGGGCCUGGACUACACGGCUGCCCAGGGCAUAUCGAAGCUGUCGAGUGACUUGUGCAGGCAGUCGGACGCCUCCAGCUCCAUACUCCUGAUACUCUACAGAUUUCCCGAGCAUCUGCAGCACCUCAUCGACGUGACGGAUAACUUGGUGUUCUGCGCAAGCGAGGCCAAGGUCAAGGAGUUUCUCACACAGGAAUCACUGCGCAACGGCCACAUCAGUCUGAAUGCACACAUACGCGCCUCCAUAGAUCUGGGGUAUAAGAUUGAUGUGGAAUAGUCUUGGCAUUUAGUUUUAAGUUAUUAUUUAUUUAAAUAAACUUUCAUUGUUUCUCCCAUAAACAACCAAAA